GUGAAAAUGAAACUAAACUGAAGAUCAACAAGCUGCAAGCUUUUAAACUCUUUAUCUCUCCAAGAAAGAAGAUAUUUAAGACUUUAAAAGUCGUACAUGAACACAUCUGAUACUCAUUCACAGUUUUAAAGUAAAGACGAACAAUGGCAGAAUCUUCACCAACAUCACCAAAACCAAGACGGACCAGAAGACAGAGUAUGACUGAACAUCCAUCUUUUUCUGAAGAGCUUCAGUGUUGUAUUUGUCUGGAUGUGUUCAGUGAUCCAGUCAGCACUCCAUGUGGACACAACUUCUGCAUGAUCUGUCUGAAACAGUGCUGGGACAACAGUCAGAUCUACAGCUGUCCAUACUGUAAAGAAACAUUCAGUAAAAGACCAGAGCUCAACAUCAACACAACACUUAGAGAGAUCACACUGAUCUUUAAGGAAAAGUCAAGUCAAGUUAAGUCUGACAAGAUCAAUCUAAGAAGAUCUGAAGUCUUCUGUGACAUCUGUGAUGAAAGAAACCUGAAAGCCCUGAAGUCCUGCCUGAUGUGUCAGAUGUCUUACUGUGAAACUCAUCUGAACACACAUGAAAAAUUUCAUUUAAAGAAACACAAAUUGAUGGAUCCGGUGGAGAAUAUAAAGGACUAUAUAUGUGAGAAACAUGAGAGACCUCUGGAGCUCUUCUGUAGAGAUGAUCAGACAUGUGUUUGUGUGUUUUGUACUGAUGGAGAUCACAAGAAUCACAACACUGUUCCUCUAGAGGAGGAGAGUAAAGAGAAGAAGACUCAACUGAUGAAGACACAGACAGACAUUCAGCAGAUGAUCCAGAAGAGAAUCAAGAAGAUUGAAGACAUCAAACACUCAGCAGAACUCAGAAAAAGAAGCAGAGAGCAGAAGAAAGCAGCGAGUGUUGAGCUCUUCAGUGAUCUGAUCAGAUCCAUUGAGAGAUGUCAGACUGAGCUGCUGGAGAUGAUGGAGGAGGAACAGAAAGCAGCAGAGAAACAGGAUGAAGAUCUCAUUAAAGAUCUGGAGCAGGAGAUCACUGAGCUGAAGUUGAGAGACAGUGAACUGGAGAAAAUCACACACAGUGAAGAUCAUCUUCAUCUCAUACAGAUUGACUCAUCAUCCCUGUACAGAGCUCCAGACAUGAAGAACUGGCCUGAGAUCAGUAUGAAGACUCAUGUGAGUGUGGAGACUCUGAGGAGAGCUCUGACUCAACUACAGGAGACUCUCAAUGAGAAACUCACACAAACUGAGUUGAUGAAGAUGCAGCAGUAUGCAGUGGAUGUGACUCUGGAUCCUGAUACAGCAAAUCCAUAUCUCAUCCUGUCUGAAGAUAGAAAACAAGUGAAACAUGGAGACAUUGAAAAUAAACUCCCAGAUAAUCCUGAGAGAUUUGAUAAGGCUGUCUUUGUCCUGGGAAAAGAAGGAUUCACCUCAGGGAGAUUUUAUUUUGAGGUUCAGGUGAAGGACAAAACUGAAUGGUUUUUAGGAGUGGCCAGAGAAUCUAUUAAUAAAAAGGGAGGGAUCACAUUGACUCCUCAGAAUGGAUUCUGGACUGUGUGUCUGAGGAAGGAGAAUGAAUAUAAAGCUCUUGCUGGUCCUGAUGUCUCUCUGUGUCUGAAAGUGAAACCACAGAAGGUCGGGGUGUUUGUGGAUUAUGAGGAGGGUUUGGUUUGUUUUUAUGAUGUAGAGUCCAGGUCUCAUAUCUACUCUUUCACUGCUCAAACUUUCACUGAGAAACUCUUUCCAUUAUUUUGCCCAGGUCUUAAUGCUAAAGGUAAAAAUUCAGCUCCUCUGAUCAUCUCGCCUGUUCAUUACAACAAAUGAAUUCACAUCCAGAAUAUAAAAAAUAAGUAUAACAUUUACAAAAAGUUGAAAAAUAUGAAAUAACUAAACAUGAUUUUCCUGUUUUUCUAAUGAUUAUGUAAAGUAAAUCUGUAGUAUUUGUUUUUAAAUACAAACCCAAAUGAUUAAAUUCUAGACAUAAAGUCUCAAAUUAAAUUCAUUAAUGAGUUUUCUGCAAGUUUUUCUCUGCUCUGACAUUCAUGUAUCUGAUCCUUUAUAAAUAAACAUGCAGACUCAUAGCAUACAGUAGUUUGUGUAAAAUGUAGGUGAAGGUGAUCAGUGAGUUACUGUUAUUCCACUACUUUAAUUAAGCGGUAACGAGCAUGUAACAAAGUAUUUUUUUAAAUCAAGUAACGGAGUAACAAGUACCGAAAUUUAAAUAAGCUAGUUACUCGCUUUACUCUAUUUUGUGAAAAAUUAACACUUGCAGACAAGACAUUUCUGAUUUAACCUCGCAGGACCAUGGUGGGCGGCACAGUGAAUCAUUAAACUUCAUCAAUGAGCUGAAAGUAUGUUUUUAAAACUUGUUAGGCCGACCCUACACGUCUUUGUUUACAAACAAUCAAAUUCAUCAUGUAAUCUAUUGUGCAAGAAUGGUCUAAAUCUUAAAAAUAAGCAUACAGCAUCAUUCAAAGGUC
Molecule: messenger RNA, 2470 nt
Organism: Paramisgurnus dabryanus
Lineage: Eukaryota; Metazoa; Chordata; Actinopteri; Cypriniformes; Cobitidae
Source: RefSeq, a predicted model, not a curated record